GGGCGAUAACGCACUUGGAGUUGUAUUGUUUUUUUUUUUUCUCCAAAAUGGAAAAGUGGAGCCAGGAGGAGCAGUUGCUAGUAGCCACCUUAGCCUAGGUAGCUAGCUAGCUAACCGUUAGUUACCAGUCAAAUUAGUGGGCUGAGUUCUCCAAGCUAACUCAGCCCACUAAUUUAACAACACGACAUUCAGGUUUGUUAACUCCCUCGCGGAAGCAACUGGGAUAUAUUUGUUUACUGACAGGUUUUCCCGGCCAAACACCCAAUUUUCUUCCGUCUUUAGGCUCUUGUGUUCUCUUGUUUUGCAGAGCUAGCCUGUUAGCUCUGCAGCUAGCUCAGCCAGCAUCAUUACUGUUGGAUCGACAAACAUGGCCUUUCAAGACGCCUUUCCUUUGCAUUUCCUGGUGUGGAACAAUCAGUAUCAAGAACUUGACAGGGAGAUGCAAAGGAAUGAGCAGCAGCAGCAGCAGCUGCAGCUGCAGCAGGACUUGGAGCGGCUAGAUCCGAGGGGGCGCACCCCGCUGGAGCUCGCUGUGUGCCUGGGCCACCUGGAGUCCACCAGAGUUCUGCUCAGAUACUCCGCAGACCCGACACACUGCAACGCGCAGGGAUGGACGGUUUUGCAGGAGGCGGUGAGCACCGGGGACCCUGAGCUGGUUCAACUGGUGCUACAGUAUAGAGACUUCAAGCGGGCUACGGAGAGGCUGGCGGGCAUCCCCGAGCUGCUCGGCAAACUAAGACAGGCACGGGACUUCUAUGUGGAGAUGAAGUGGGAGUUCACCAGUUGGGUCCCUUUAGUGUCCAAGGUGUGCCCCAGCGACGUGUACAGGGUGUGGAAGAGUGGCUCAUCUCUCCGGGUGGACACCACCCUCCUGGGCUUUGAACACAUGACCUGGUUGAAAGGACGGCGGAGCUACAUCUUUAAGGGUGGAGACGACGGGGCCGUGGUGAUGGAGGUGGACCACGAGAAGCAGGUGGUGUACACGGAGCCGCUCGUCUUGUCGCCGCGGGAUGCACCCUCCCUGCUGGCGGCCAUGCAGCCGUCGCAGGAGAACACGGCGCAGAGGCUCACGUCGCCCAUCGUCUCUACGCACCUCAACACGCGCAACAUCGCCUUUGAACGGAACAAGUCUGGCAUCUGGGGCUGGCGUUCCGAGAAAAGCGAGAUGGUCAGUGGCUACGAAGCCAAGGUUUACAGCGCCACCAACGUGGAGCUGGUGACUCGGUCCAGGACGGAACACCUAUCAGACCAGGAUAAAUCACGGAGCAGAGGCUCCAAAACUCCUCUGCAGUCCUUCCUGGGAAUAGCUGAACAACACACAGCUCACAAUGGGAGUAACGUUUCCCAGUGCGCCAGUCCACACAACCCCACGGCCAUCACGGCUGAGGAGUACUUCAAUCCAGAGUUCAACCUCAACGGUCGGGACAUCGGGCGGCCCAUCGAGCUCACCAGCAAAGUCCAGAGGUUCAAGGCCCACUUGUGGCUGAGUGAAACUCACCCUCUGUCGCUGGCUGAACAGGUGACACCCAUCAUCGACCUCAUGGCCAUCUCCAAUGCUCAUUUUGCGAAGCUGCGUGACUUCAUCACCUUACGCCUGCCUCCUGGUUUUCCAGUCAAGAUAGAGAUUCCGCUGUUUCACGUGCUGAAUGCCAGAGUUACCUUCAGUAAUCUGUGCGGCUGUGACGAGCCAGUCAGCUCAGUGACGGUUCACACACCAGAGGGCUCGGAGGAAGCGGGUAGCUAUCAAACCACACUCAAAAAUCCAAAAGGUCCUGUGGAUCAAAUUUCAAACUCCCAAGACGGAGGAAAGCGGUGCAUAGUAGGCAUCUAUAAUUUGUUGUACACUGUCGUCACAGGUCAGUCUGUCCCUCCCAUCCACUGCGAGGUGGACCCCGCUGUGUUUGAGCCCCCGCCAGACUACACCACCCUCGGCCCGGGCCGCAGUGAGCCGAUGAGAGACGAGGACGACAACCUGCUGCAGUUCGCCAUCCAGCAGAGCCUUUUGGACGCUGGCACGGAGAGCGACCAGGUGACGAUCUGGGAGGCUCUGACCAACAGUCGUCCGGGACCCCAGUUGCCCCUCUAUGAGGAAGACACUCAGCUGGAGAGGGCCAUCCAGGAGUCUCUGUCUAUCUCGCUGGCCAGCAGAGGAGGAGCAGAUGACACUCAGAACCCCAGCCUGCCCCCAGCAGACUCCCCGUCGUUGGACGCCACUGCCAACUACCCUGUCUCCUACAACACAGCGACCGAGCCGCCUUUGCCGGGCCAGUUGGGCGUAGCGAGCAGCUUCGACGAGCAGCUGCGCAUUGCCAUGGAGCUGUCGUGCCGAGAGCAGGAGGAGCUGGACAGGAAGCGUAAGGAGGAGGAGGAGGAGCUGGAGAGGAUCCUGCAGCUGUCACUCACCGAGAAGUGAUGUCACACGAGUGGAGAGGAACCACAUAUUCACCUUCCCCCGGCCUGGUCCCCGAAUGCACCGUGGGCACCACUUGAGCUUUGGGUACCCUUUUAGGUGUACGGGGAGUGAUGCUGAUGCACUCGGGAGGGGGUGUCAUUUCUGUUGGAAAACACACACACACUAUUAGGAUGAAGGUGCGUGUGUGUGUGUGUGUGUGUGUGUGUGUGUGUGUGUGUCAUGGUUUGAGCGCUGCUCACCAAUACGAGUGUUGUAGGUGUCACACAGCGUGUAAGGAUGAAGGCGGUAGUCCGUCUUCUCGAGGAAAUACUGUAACACAUCACUCAGGGAGGAAACGGUCACCUAGACGGGAAACAGACAUGUUGGAAAAAAGAAAUGCUUGUGUCAGAUAAAGUAUCAUUUAUUUAUCUUUGCAGGAUAAAAUUACAUUUUGCACUAAUUCACAUCAUUUUGAGGGGUUAAAAGGCACCGAUUGGAAGAUUUGUUUUGCAGGUUAGACGCUCACAUGAGGGAAUUUUGACGUCGUACUGAUAAAUCCGAUAACAUUAAAAAUAAAUAAUAAAACGCUUCAAUGAGGCGAGAUUAGCCGUGAGCAAACCAAGUGCUCCUUUUUUCUCCUGCCUGUGACGCUAACGGCCUGUCGUAACUUCCCCUGCGCUCUCUUGUAAACAAACGUUAACUUUCCGAGGAAGACAUUUCGCUUGCUGGUUGUACCAAAUGCUCCGCGAAGUGGGU
Molecule: messenger RNA, 3148 nt
Organism: Dunckerocampus dactyliophorus (ringed pipefish)
Lineage: Eukaryota; Metazoa; Chordata; Actinopteri; Syngnathiformes; Syngnathidae
Gene: ankrd13d
Product: ankyrin repeat domain 13 family, member D
Exons: 16
Coding region: 368-2413 (681 amino acids)
Cellular component (GO): cytoplasm
Molecular function (GO): protein binding
Source: RefSeq, a predicted model, not a curated record